CGGGGCACUCCACGCGUUUUUCACGACGUGAGCAGCACAUCGACGACGAGGACUGCGCGACCGGUGUCACUUUCACCUGGAGGACGAGCUAUCUCGGCGUAUCCGGUACCAAGUACCAUCGUAGACGCGGCGCAAUGACGAGGGGCGCGUUUCCCAGCUCAUCGAUCGCGAUCACCGUCCUCAUCGCCGCUCUCGCGGCGGCCGGACCCGUUCAAUUGCAGACUGGGCCGAACGUGCUGCAACGGGAGGAGUACGGCCCAUCGGCCUUGGCGGAUCUCUUGGCGAGAUACUGGGAGGAACGUAGUGCGGCCAGCCGCAAUUUAAACGGCGUCAGUAGCGGCAACCAUCUGCUGAGGCAGACGCGUCGAGGAUUGGACUCGUUAUCCGGAGCAACCUUCGGUGAGAGCAAGAGGCUCAUACCUCUCAGGCGAGUCGGACCUGCGAACGUGCGGCCAGUCAACUUCGACGAGAUCGACCGGUCGGUGUUCGAUCGUUUCUCCAAGAGGAAUAUCGACGAGAUCGACACCGCGUUCGACAGCUUCUUCAAGCGGAACUUCGACGAGAUCGAUCGGGUCGGCUGGAGCGGAUUCGUCAAGAGGCUCGAUAAUUACUUGGCGGACAGACAGCAGGGACGUUAAAUGGCGCAGGUGUACAUGAAGGGCGAGGCACGAGAGUGGCUUGACGAAGGGAGAGUAACGGGCGAAGGGCGAUGAGAGAGAAGCGCAAGGCACAUCGCGAGACGCGAAAGAAUCGCGCGCGUUCGCCGGCGGACAUUCUUCAACUGGCAAGCGGGAUCGUUCGACGCGAUCUCCUUCUGUUCCUCCACACGUAGAACUGUUGGAUGUAUUUUCAGUCACAGAUAUCGGGUAAAAUGAGGGUCGAGAAGGAAAACGGCACGUUGUCUCGCCAACGACACGUGUCCGCAAAAAUCGAAGAAAGAAAAUCAGAAAAAUCGUCUUCGAUGAUUUCGACGGUGCAUCGCACCGUGCAUACUUCAACACUCAAAAACAUAUAAUUUUAUUCUUGGCGGAAUCUUUUUUACACACACGGUCUCGAGAAGAUUCUUCUAAGACCAAAAGGAAAAUAUUUAAAGAGAAAGAACUCUAAUUGUUUCCUGUAAAGCCACAUUGGGAGAAAGAAAUAUUUAGAAAUUAACAAAUAUUUACUAGGUAAGUACCAUUAGCAUAUUUAUUUAAAUCACAACUUAAAUCAACUUAAACAAUACUCGGUUUAAAUGAAAAGAAUUUUGAUUUAAAUAAAUAUGUUAGUGGUAUCCACCUAAUAAAUAUCUAUUAAUUUUUAGAUAUUUUUUCUCAUCCUUACUGGAAGAAAAGGGCAUUCUUCUCUUUUUAUGCUGCCCUCUUAUUAGAAGAAAUGUCUAUUAAGAACAAGACUUGUACUGCAGAUAAAUGAUGAUAUUUCUCUAGAAUUUAAGAUUAUUGUGCCCGGAAUGUUCUCCUUUUGGUUUUGGAAGAAAGCUCUUGAAGCCACGUAUGUGUGUAUGUAUAAAAAGAUUCCGCUAAAGAUAAGAUUGUACGUUUUUGGGUGAAUUCAGUUCGAUUAACCGUCACCACUGUGUCUAACUAUAAUUCACUUUUAGAGAAAAUUUCUUUUUCUCUCUGAGAUUCUUUUAGGGAGAAUUUUCAAGCAUUAGCUGUCAAGAUCCUCAAUGUUAGAGACAAGAUGCCUGCGACGAACGAGGGCCUAUCGCGAUUUUCGCGGAGCAAAAGCUGAGUUUGCGGUAUCUCAUGCAGAACGUGUGACUGACAGGACAUCCCUUGGUUCUGGAAGACCGUCAACCGAUCGAAAACCGCGUCAAAGCGAGGCGGAAAAUAUGCAGAAUAUUUGGGAGAAUAUACAAAGAAUUUAUUUUGCUUCAUCGCGAACUCACGCGCGAAAGCAGGUUCCACCUGCUGAAUGUACGACGAUCUUCCGGAACGUGUUUGCUCUCCGCGAUGCUUGUCGGCCGCAAAAACAAUCAGACCCACUUCGGAUAUAAGCUCUCACGUACUUCCCGCUGUUGCAGUUCUCGGCGAUUUCUCGAAACACGCUGCGCCGCGCGAGCAACGCUGUUACGCCGUAAUAACGGACGGCGUGUAUAUAUUGUUAAUGUGUAAUUAAUUGUAUAUACUAAAGACGCGCUCGAUGCAAGUCUUGAAGUUGUAACGCGCAAGGAGAGAAAGAGAGAGAGAAAAGAAAAAAGGAAGAAAGCUUAAAUACUCGAUGCGAUCGCGAGGAAAUGGAACGUAACGAAGACGUUUGCGCGCUGUGUUGUUUCCUCGUUCUUGACAAGAUUUCUCGGUCCGAGAGACACUCAGGCGUCUUGAUGUCUUUACACCCGCGAUAUACGCGACUCGACAAAGAUCUCCUCUCCUCGCGAUCCUCCACUCUCACGAAAUCACCCGGGACGCCUCUACGUGCCCGCGUCGUUUCGAAUUCGCGGUUGGUUCGAGAUCGGAUAAUGUGACUACGCGCGAUUCGUCCUACUACUCCUACUUCUCGUAUGCGCUGUCAUUCUGCGUAAAAAAUGUGCUAUCUAAAUAAACGAGUACGAUUAACUGGUAGCCGAGCGAAGAUCCCAUUUUCUUCUACAUCUUCGCCGGCGAGGACGGUCGCGGGAAAACCGUGCGAGACGAAGAGAGAAAAGUCGAGAGAAAGUAAGGAGGAGUGUAGAAGGGAUGUGGAAGCGACUCACCCCAAGAACCAAUUUAAGCCUCACACUUCCACGUCGGCCGGAAGCCAAUGGGUUUCACAUCGGCUGCGGGUCGGGCGUCGUUCAGCAGCUGCACUUCCGGGUAAACGGGCGUACGUGGUCUCUCCUGUCUCUCCGGCGUCGUUACGCGCGGGAGAUCGCAGAGGUCGUACGACUGCGACGCGAUGAACUUAGCGAUAGUGUUCUGCGGCAGAGGAGAGGUGUCCCUGGUCGCCGCGGAAGUGGCGGUCGUGAUCCGCAACUUCUUCGGCGUACGCGGAUGUUCCGAUUGCGGUGGCUGCUUCUUCCUCGCCGCCGUGAGGAUGCUCCUCACCUCCUCGUUGAUGUCAACCGGCGUCUCGAUCCGCACGCUCUUCGUGUUGUAGUCCAUUCGCACGAGCUAUCAAGAAAGCAGUGUUUCGCCUUUCUGUUUCUUUUUACAGACGGAUUUAGAAGCGCGUUCCCUCCCUCGCUGUCUCUUAAGUAGGAGGAGGUAAAAGACUGUAAACUUCUCGACUCUACUGCGACUUUUCUCUCGCGACUUUCUCGAUACAAGAAAUGUAAUCGAUUCGUCGAUGCUACAUACUACGUGUGCAAGAAUCAAGUUGCAAAGAUUAGAAUUAGAAUAGAGAAGAGUGUUUAGAAUUAAUAUUUCUCUCUUGAGAAUUAUAUCACUAUUUAUCGAUGUCAA
Odontomachus brunneus is the source of this 3383-nucleotide messenger RNA. Its product is annotated as orcokinin peptides-like. Bases 135 to 638 code for a protein of 167 amino acids. The transcript is spliced from 4 exons. The record is from RefSeq and is a predicted model, not a curated record. NCBI's taxonomy places the organism in Eukaryota, Metazoa, Arthropoda, Insecta, Hymenoptera, Formicidae.